AUGUCGGCAUCCACACCUCAGAGAACUUCUCUGCGCCAGGGCCUGCGCCAGGCGCCGAAAGUCAACCAACCUUUCAUUCCAGACACGGCCCCUGCUCGCCGCUCGCACCAUCAGAGCUUUACCUCUCCCCAGCCAUCGAUGUCCCCUCAUGCCCCCCUCAAUCCGGCAGCGAAUCCCCAGAGCGCGUCUUUUGCGGUCGAAAAUUGGGAGGGGAAAUCCCACACACAAUUGCCGAUGUCGACUCGCGAAGUACCUACCCCAGGCAAUCGGCCUGCCUUAUUCGCGAGUCUGUACGAUCGCACAAAGUUUGCAAAGCAGCCCGAUUUCUAUGACCCCUACUUUCCCCUGAGAUUUUUGGAAGUCCCUCGCACGGAUCACAUCUACAAGCGUGCACAUUACGGUCUUCAGUCUGGCAUCCCUGAUGAAAUCGAUUUCGCAUUGUACCAUCUGGUUCAAAUCUCGAAUCAACGGUGGGAUAAGUUCAAAUUCGAGGGUUUCCCCUUACUCGCCGAGUCGCUCAUGCAAAAAGCCUUGGAAAUCACACAUCUCUGCACUGGAGUGCGCUGGGAGUUUGACUAUGACCCUCGACAACGGUCCGAUCGCAUCAAUGUACUCAACUCACUGCAUGGUACACGAGAUAUCCUGGAGAAGAUUCGGAAGAUUCCCACGAACAUUCCGACGGACACCCUUGAGACGAAAGAGUUCAACCAUACCCUUCGGAAUAUCAAGGAGGCCACAUUGGUUCUGAGAAACAUGGUUUUACUGAAGGAGAAUGCUUUCUACAUUUCUCGUUAUGCUAGUGGCCUUCUCAGAGACUUCCUUGUCAUCAUGAUGAACAUACCAAAUCAACCGCGUCUGAAUGAAAUCAAGAACGAUGCGCUGGACAUUGCUGAGGAAGUCACCAAAUUCAUGAGAACUGACCCUGAGGACCCGCUCUGGAUUUCUCUGGUCAAAUGUCUUGAAUCACCAGAUCGCGCCCACAUUGUGAGAGCUCUUUGGGCAUUAACCCACUUCUCUACCGAGUUACAUGAGGCCGACGCAAACCGAGCCAUGGAGAGCCUGUCGAAGCCAACUUUGCAACAAUUAUACUACCACACACUUCUUGAUCUCGACAAGGAUAUUUUGAGUGGUGCGCUGGACUUCUGGUACCAGUACACCCUCAGUCAUGACAAUAUCGAGACAUUGAUGGAUGUGAUCGACUUCCCGAUCAUCUUCGUGCCCCGUAUGGUUGCUCUUCUUACCUACGAGGCACGCCCGGCAAAGAAAGAGACUGUUCUUCAAGAGGAAAAGGUUGCUCCGCCACCAGCCGAUAUUCCUCGUGUGCCACCUGAGUUGUUGGAGAAAUUGAUGGAGCUUUCGGAACCGGAGCGGAGCUCUCAAUGGCUACGGUGCUGCUUUGUUGAAGAUGCAGAGUGCGAAAUUACGCAGAUUGCACUGUGGCAGGCUUACCAAAGCCGCUUCGCCGACCCCCGAGUCGCCGGUGGAGGUGUUCUCCCCGCUGCGGAGUUCAUCAAGAACGUCAGCAACACUUUUACCAAUGCACAGGCUCAGGUCAUCAACGGUCCUGGCACGGCUACAAAAUUCAUCAUCAAGGGAAUCAGACCCCUGGAGACGGCCUAUACUUUCCAAGGCUUCCCAUACCUAUACUGCAAAUGGGCAGAUAACUCAAAGCCUUCCCAGAUGUGUCAACGCGCUUUCGAAUCCCCAACUGAUCUCCGAAACCACGUGUUUGCGGACCACAUGAACCUGGAAACCACCGAGACACCCGGUCAAUUCAAGAUGGAAGCUGCUGAAACUCCUAUCCACACUUGUCAGUGGGAUGGCUGCACGCGUUUCCGGGCUUCGGGACCUAGUACUAAUACUGCGAUGGUUGCCGGCCACGUUUCUUCUCAUUUGCCCGAAGAUCGUCCGGCCGACGCUCAGCCACCCAGCACCAAGCGUCCGAUUCUUCAGGAGAGAAUUGUACGCAAAUGGUACUACAUGGACACGCCAGUGAACGACAAGCUCGAGGCUUAUGGAGCAGCUUACAAGGCCGCACUCGUUUUGCGGAACAUUGCUCGAGGGUUACCUCAACGGGUUGCCACGAAAUACGGCAAUGUAUCGUGGAAAAAGGCAUGCUUCGUGAGCCAACGCCCGAAGAUUGUGGAGGUUUGGGACCGGAACCGUGCUCUGCGCAAGGAGUUGACCGAGCUUCUCAUGGUCAUCGAGAAAGAGGACGACUACUGA
This is a messenger RNA of Penicillium brasilianum, 2226 nucleotides long. Lineage: Eukaryota; Fungi; Ascomycota; Eurotiomycetes; Eurotiales; Aspergillaceae. The record is from the annotation of a GenBank genome assembly.